AUGGGAGGGGUGACGUCGUCGAUGGCAGCAAAGCUAGCAUUUUUUCCACCGAGCCCACCAAGUUACAAGCUAAUUACAGACGAGACAACUGGGCUGCUGCUGCUGGACAAUUUCACGCACCGUGAAAACGUCGAUGUUUUGAAGCUGCCGACGCGGAGGGGCACGGAAAUUGUGGCCAUGUACAUACGCUACCCCAUGGCUGCCUCCACACUGCUUUACUCCCACGGCAACGCGGCGGAUAUUGGGCAGAUGUAUGAGCUAUUUAUAGAGCUCAGCAUCCACUUGAGAGUCAACCUCAUGGGGUAUGACUAUUCAGGGUAUGGGCAGUCAUCAGGAAAGCCAAGUGAGCAUAAUACCUAUGCAGACAUUGAAGCUGCGUAUAAGUGUCUUGAAGAGAGUUAUGGUGCCAAGCAAGAAGACGUCAUUCUUUAUGGUCAAUCUGUUGGAAGUGGCCCUACUUUAGAUCUUGCAGCUCGAUUGCCUCGUCUAAGAGCUGUUAUUUUGCACAGUCCUAUUCUAUCAGGCUUAAGAGUCAUGUAUCCUGUGAAACGCUCGUAUUGGUUUGAUAUCUACAAGAAUAUAGACAAAAUUCCAUUGGUGAAAUGUCCAGUUCUUGUUAUUCAUGGCACUUCUGAUGAUGUUGUGGAUUGUUCUCAUGGGAAACAACUCUAUGAACUAUGCCAAGAGAAGUAUGAACCAUUAUGGCUUGAGGGAGGUAAUCACUGUAACUUAGAACUGUAUCCCGAAUAUCUUAGGCACCUAAAGAAGUUUGUCUCUACGGUCGAAAAACCACCCUCCCAGAGGAACACUUCAAGGAGAAGCGUAGACCGGCCUGAACAUUCCCGAAGGAGUACGGAUUGUUUUGAGACUCCAAGGAAGAGCACUGACCGCAGGGAGAAACCCAGACGGAGCACUGAUAGGCCCAAAAAACUAAAGAAUUAUGAAGAUAAAUUUCAUAAUGAUGACAAGGUUUCCAAGUUGAGGGUGUAUUCUGACCAUGGAGAAAGAUCUCGGAGGAGUGUAGAAUAUCAUGAAAAGUCUCGGAAGAGUAUUGAUCUUCAGCUCGAGAAAGCACGCAAGAGUGUGGAUUGGCUGGAUAGAAUACGAGCCGUGUAA
This is a messenger RNA of Fraxinus pennsylvanica, 1116 nucleotides long. Lineage: Eukaryota; Viridiplantae; Streptophyta; Magnoliopsida; Lamiales; Oleaceae. The record is from the annotation of a GenBank genome assembly.